Thamnophis elegans (Western terrestrial garter snake) is the source of this 1327-nucleotide messenger RNA. RefSeq names its product urokinase plasminogen activator surface receptor-like. The coding region runs from base 303 to 1280 and encodes 325 amino acids. The transcript has 7 exons. The record is from RefSeq and is a predicted model, not a curated record. Lineage: Eukaryota; Metazoa; Chordata; Lepidosauria; Squamata; Natricidae.
UGCACUCUUUCUAGAGUCUCCACAUCUUUUUUACAUGCAGUAUUCCAAGUGUGGCCUUAUCAAGGCAUUAUAAUGUGGUAUUUGCAAUAUUAAUUUGCUAUGGAUCAGAGGUCUCCAAACCCGCCAACUUUAAGACUGGCUGGCUGGGGAAUUCUGGGAGUUGAAGUCCACUAGUCUUAAAGUUUGGAGAUUCUUGCUAUAAUAGAUCCUUCUGUCAAGGUCCUGGAACAGAAUACAGCCCCAUCCAGCAGAUAACUCCUUCCUGAAACUGAUUGUGGACAAAUUCCUCGUCUCCGAAGCACAUGAUAAUUUGCUCCAUUUCCCUCUUCUCUGAUAGAGUGUCUGUGAUGGAUACAGGGUCCAUAACAAUCUUCAUUUUUUGUCUUGGGAUGGCCAAUAGCUUGGAGUGCCAUAAGUGCUUAAUUAACGAAGGGGACUGCUCCAAGGCUCCUGUGGAAGUUUGCAGGCCCAAUCAAGACGCCUGCUUCACAGUGAUCAAGAAGUACCAUGGAUUGAUCGCAGAUACAGCAAAGCAGGGCUGUGGCUCCGCCAAUGAUUGCCGAAGGUAUCCCAUGGGCACAGUAGGCUCCUUAUUCCGGACCAUGUGGUGCUGUUCUUCGAACCUUUGCCAACCCAUCCAUAUGGCUGUCAACCUAAACGGAUCGCAGAAUGGGCUGGCGUGCCAAAGUUGCAUUGGGAACCCAGCCGAAUGUGGCCUGACGUCCCCUUCGCGGCAAUGCUAUGGGAGCACAGAUCGGUGCGUGCAAAUUUCCCAGCGUUUCCUCCCAGGAGAAGAGCUUGAACCCAUCGUCAAGGGAUGUGGAAAUAGCUCCUUCAAAGAUCUGCAGGUGCUCUACCAGAUUGGACGAGACUUUGCUUUCCUUGACCAAAAAGUCUGUGGCCAAUCCAACUGCAAUAAUAGAAGCUUUCCAGAGAUCCCCACAGGACAGCCCAAUGGGCUGCAGUGCUACACGGAUCGUGAUUCGGGCCGUGAAGAGCACACUCUCCAGAAAGGGCAGAUUUUGAAGUGCACUGGAUCCAUGAACAGGUGUCUCCGUAUCGUAAAAGGAGAAAAUAAAAGCACAGCCGUGACCAUCCAGAGGGGCUGCGCCACGGAAUCCAUGUGCUGGAGAGACACCGAUAUAUAUCUCAGGCUGCAGAGAGAAAAUUCUCGUGCCAAAUGUUGUAAAGGGAAUCUUUGUAACAAAGUCCACAGUCCCAGCAACCCAGGACUGAUGACGAUUCUUAGUUUAUGGUUGAUGUUGAAGAUCUAUCCAUAACCACCCUUGUCUCAUCGGUGGCACAGAAAUAAAUUUGGAACAUUCUG